AUGGAGUCUAUCAGCCAUCUUUUUACGAUUUUAGGGUGCUUUCUUGGAGUAUUGUGUCUCCACUUCAUUUAUGCCCGUCUCUCUAGUCCGCUCGCGCGGAUUCCAGGCCCGGAGAUCUCUAAAUGGACCGAUCUUGUUUACAUACGUUAUUGGUUCGCUGGGAAGGUCCCAUACUAUGUUCAUGAACUGCACGAGAAAUAUGGUCCCAUCGUUCGAACCGGCCCUAAUAGAGUCGAUAUUUGCGACGUCGAUGCGGUGAAAAAAAUACACAAAACUAACUCACGUUUCCUCAAGUCGUCUUGGUAUCGCACGCUCCUGCCAAACGGCAUGGAAAACGUCUUCUCGACCACCGAUCUGCAUUUCCAUUCUACCCGCCGCCGUCUACUAGCAUCGCCAAUCUCCGACACCUCCCUGCAUCAGCAUGAAGAUUUGAUUACAGGCCGGGUGAAAAUGGCCAUCUUGAGAAUGGCAGAGGAGACACAGACCCGUGGUGCCACCGACGUAUUUAAGUGGUGGCUGUUCAUGGCGACCGACAUUAUUGGCGAACUUAGCUUUGGCGAAUCGUUCCGGAUGCUAGAAGCUGGCGAGGCAAGUAUGAAAAAAACUCAAUACUCCUUAGAUCUAGAACGGGUCUCAACCCUCCAACCGAUUCGAACCACAUUCCCCAACCUAGUCCACUUGUGCAAAUAUCUGCCUUUACCAGUAUUCAAGCGCACCAUAGCAACCGGGAAGCGAAUGGGCGUGUAUGCAAGCCAGUCUAUCGACCGAUACAAUAAAAUGAUCACCGAAAAUCCCUCCAACCCGAAGAAGACACUAUUUACCAAGCUAUUUGACACCGAGAAGGGCGGCCUUACUCAUGAAGAGAUCAAGAAAGAGGCUCAAGGGUACAUCGUUGCAGGAAGUGAUACCACUGCGGUUACUUUGACCUACCUUACCUAUGCUGUCUGUGAAAACAGACUAAUUCGAGACAGGCUGGUCGCCGAGGUGGCAGCAUUGUCCGAGCCGAUCCAUGACAAUGACCUUCGGAAUUUGCCUUAUCUAAACAUGGUUAUCAGCGAGACCCUUCGUCUUCACACGGCUGUUCCUUUUGGUCUCCCUCGUGCUGUACCUUCGGAAGGGGCCAAUUUCAAUGGAUACUUCCUUCCGAGUGGAUCGACGGUGUCGACUCAGUCUUAUAGUCUGCACCGGGACCCUACAAUCUUCCCCGACCCAUAUACGUUCAACCCCGAGAGAUGGGAGCAUCCGACCAAGGAAAUGAAGGAUAUUUCCAUUCCAUUUGGCGGUGGAUCGCGCAUCUGUAUCGGAUUGCACCUGGCCCGUAUAGAACUUCGCUUAGGAUCAGCCAUGUUUUUCCGAGAAUUCCCAAAUGCUCAACGAUCCGACAAAGAAGGAAUGAGCGUAAAGGACAUGGAAAUGCAAUCCUUCCUCUUGAUGGCACCAAAGGGACACCGCUGUCUGAUUGAAACGAAGUGA
Penicillium samsonianum is the source of this 1473-nucleotide messenger RNA. Its product is annotated as cytochrome P450. The record is from RefSeq and is a predicted model, not a curated record. The transcript is spliced from 6 exons. Gene Ontology annotation, molecular function: oxidoreductase activity, acting on paired donors, with incorporation or reduction of molecular oxygen; monooxygenase activity; iron ion binding. NCBI's taxonomy places the organism in Eukaryota, Fungi, Ascomycota, Eurotiomycetes, Eurotiales, Aspergillaceae. Bases 1 to 1473 code for a protein of 490 amino acids.